Messenger RNA from Tachysurus vachellii, 2100 nucleotides. RefSeq names its product arylamine N-acetyltransferase, pineal gland isozyme NAT-10-like. The transcript has 2 exons. Lineage: Eukaryota; Metazoa; Chordata; Actinopteri; Siluriformes; Bagridae. Gene Ontology annotation, molecular function: acetyltransferase activity. Bases 152 to 1102 code for a protein of 316 amino acids. The record is from RefSeq and is a predicted model, not a curated record.
CAUACGAUGUUGUGGAUGUCUAUAAAAUAAAAUAUAGCUUGCAGCUCACAGCAGCACAAAUGUUCAUGUGUGACUUCUUGAAUAACAGAAGGCCGAACAUUACAGGUUGGGGGUUCGAUUCCCACCUCCACCUUGUGUGUGUGGAGUUUGCAUGUUCUCCCCGUGCCUCGGGGGUUUCCUCCGGGUACUCCGGUUUCCUCCCCCGGUCCAAAGUCAUGCAUGGAACAUAAUGAAUCUGCAGGAAUACUUCAGAAGGAUCGGGUUCGGCGGCGUGUACGAGAAACCCGACUUGGUCACGCUCCGCGCCGUACACGAGCUGCACGUGAUGAGCGUCCCCUUCGAGAACUUCAGCAUCCACUGCGGAGAGCGGAACACCAUGGACCUGCAGAUCAUUUAUGAGAAGAUUGUGAGAAACCGUCGUGGAGGAUGGUGCUGUGAAAACAACCUUCUCUUCUCCUGGGUGCUCAGAGAGAUGGGCUACAAAUACACCAUGUUGGGCGCUAAAGUCUUCAACACGCUCAAAAAUGACUUUAAUCCUAUGGAUUCCCACCUCAUUAACAUGGUGGAGAUCGAAGGCAAGCCGUAUAUAGCUGAUGUGAGUUUUGGAGUGUCGUACCAGAUCUGGUACCCGUUAGAAAUGAUUGCAGGUAAAGAUCAACCACAGCCAUCAGGGAUCUUCCGCCUGAUGAACGACGGUGAGACUUGGAUGCUGGAGAAGAUCGGAAGAAAGCCACUGGUCCAGAAUGAAGCCUUCGCCAGUUCCAGCCUCGUCGACAAACGCCAGACAAAAACGAUAUACUCUUUCGUAUUAACUCCACGUGGGAUUGAUCAUUUCCUAAACACAAGCGAGUACCUGCAGACCAGCCCCGAGUCUCUGUUCACCCAGAAAUCCAUCUGUUCCCUCCAGACCCCAACUGGGUUCAGAGCUCUGAUUGGUUGGACCUACUGUGAAGUCACUUUUAACCCUGACGAAGACACGGACCUCAUCGAGAUGCGAGAUGUAGCUGACAGUGAGAUAGAGACUAUACUAAAGGAAAAGUUCAACAUCGUUUUAGCUAAUAAACUAACGGCAAUAAAUAACAAAGCUACAUAUAAACUAUAAGGCAUUUAUAUCACACAUAUCUAAAUACCAUGACUUGGUUUUAACCGCUAACGGGCAUUCUGAAUUUUCAGUGCUUAUUUAUCUCAUCUUUUAACAUCUGGCCGUCUGGCUAUAGUCUCGUCCACUGGACUCGAUCUGGAUCUGGCACUUCAUUUUUAGAGGGCUGGGGAUUUCUGAAUAAUUAGCCACAAAUCUACAAUAAUACCCAGUCGACCACAGACAACAACAAAGCUUCACUUAAACUAUAGAACAUCUCUAAUGAUUUAGAUGUUUUAGUUGAUGUGCAAUAUGAAAUUUUCUAGGCAUAAAUCAGUGUUACUCACUGCGCGGCUCGCGAGACUCCUGCGGCUCGCCGAGCUUUAAUAUGCGGCUCGCAUGGCAGUAAAUAACACGAUGAUAUGAUCAUGUGGUUAAAAUGUAUUUUUCAUUUAAAUAACAUUAAAAACAAUCAGGGAUAGAAAAACGAAUGUGCUCUAUUACAAAUAAUAAUAAUAUAUUUAUAUAUAUUAUUUGACUCGUCACUGACUCACUGCGUUCUGCGCAAUAGCCAGUUUUUGGCGGCCUGCCAGAAGCUAGUUUGUGUUUCAUGCUAGUUAACAACUUGUGUUUACUGAACACACACGGACUAAAAAAUGGAUCGAUUUCUUAUCAAACAAUCCCGCACACAAAAUGAACAGCAACAAAGCAAUGUGACAGUGACAAAAGAGGUAACUGAUGGGGAGCAUGCGUCAUCCGCGACUCGAGUAAUUAUUGUAUUGCGAUAUCGUACAUUGUAUUUAAGCAGAUAAGCUAUUUAAGACUGAAUAACUUGGCAUACUUUGCGGUGAAAGUGGCUCUCAUAUUGACUUUGUCCUAUCAGUGUGGCUCACAUGAAAAAAAUAGUGAAGACCACUGGCAUAAAUCAUGGAAAAUGUUAUAAUCAUGAUACCAUCACGACUGACUCCAGUAUGUCUUAAAGCAUCACUCCAAGACUGAAAUAAAGUUUAUUAUUAAUCAUC